UUCUCCGGGCGCGUCUCCCGUGGCGGUCGCCCCCGCGCAUGGGCGCCGCGCCGCAGGGGGCCUGACCCCCGCGCUGGUCCGCCCGCCCCCGGCCUCGCCAUGGCCGCCCGCGCUCCCCCCACUGCACCUGCGGCCGAGGACCCGGGGGGUCCCGGAGGCCCCCCGCGCAAGAAGAAGUCCCGCUCGGGCCUCCGGCGCGCCUUCAGCUGGCUGCGGGGCAAGCGGCGCAAGAAGAAGGCGGCGGGGGCCGAAGGCGCUGAGCCGGCCGCCCCCCGGGCCAAGAAAGCAGACGACAAGGCCAAGAGGGCCAAGGGCAAAGGCCGAGGCUCUGCCAAGGCUGAGACUGACAAACGUCAGAGUACAGGGUCCGGACAGGGACCAGUGUCUGUAGUGGAUGAGCACCAGGACAAUGUCUUCUUUCCCAGUGGGCGAGCGCCUCACCUGGAAGAGCUGCACACGCAGGCCCAGGAGGGGCUCCGCUCCCUACAGCACCAAGAAAAGCAGAAACUGAACAAAGGUAGCUGGGACCAUGGAGACACCCAGAGCAUCCAGUCCUCCCGGGCAGGGCCAGAUGAAGACAGCAUCUCCUUCUGUAGCCAGACCACAUCCUACACAGCUGAGAGCUCCACUGCAGACGAUGCUCUCUCCAUCCGCUCGGAGAUGAUCCAGCGCAAAGGUUCCACCUUCCGACCCCAUGACUCAUUUCCCAAAUCCUCUGGAAAGUCAGGGCGCCGGCGGCGGGAGCGGCGGAGCACAGUGCUGGGGCUGCCGCAUCAUGUGCAGAAGGAACUCGGCUUGCGGAGUGAGCGUGAGGCACCAAGUACUCCUCGGCCUCCUGGCCCACGGGAUGCUGUCCGCAUCCCCACUGUGGAUGGCUGCCCUGCCAGUUUGGCAUUAGGGACGGGGGCCCGAGUGUCCCUGCAGGCACUAGAGGCAGAGGCUGGGCCUGAUACAGAAACCAUUCUGCAGCGCCACAUCGACCGUGUCUAUCGGGAUGACACCCUCAUUGGCAGGUCCACAGGGGCCCGGCCCCCACCAUUGAUCCGGCCCAUGUCACUAGCAGUGCCUGGACUGACAGGAGGGGCAGGGCCACCAGAGCCCCUUAGCCCAGCCAUGUCUAUCUCACCCCAAGCCACCUACUUGUCAAAGCUGAUCCCACAUGCUGUGUUGCCACCCACAGUGGACGUGGUGGCCCUGGGCCGUAGCAGCCUGCGCACACUGAGCCGCUGCAGUCUACACUCGGCUAGUCCAGCCUCUGUUCGCUCGCUGGGCCGCUUCUCCUCACCCUUGAGUCCACGGCCCCGCAGUCGCCAUCCUUCUUCCUCCAGUGACACCUGGAGCCACUCUCAAUCCUCUGAGACCAUCGUGUCUGAUGGUUCUACCCUCUCCUCUAAGGGGGGUUCUGAGGGACAGCCAGAGGGCUCUGUGGCUAGCAAUAACGUGGUGCCCCUUCCCCAAGGGGGCAGCGGGAGGGGCUCCCCCAGUGGGGGCACUGCUGAGGCGUCAGACACAGUCAGCAUUCGGAGUAGUGGGCAGUCGUCUGGCCGGAGUGUGUCCUUACGGAAGUUGAAACGGCCUCCACCCCCUCCCCGCCGGACCUACUCCCUCCAUCAACGGGGCUCAACAGCACCUGAUGGGCCCUUAGGGUUGCCACCCAAGCCUGAGCGGAGGCAGCAGCCACAGCUGCCCCGGCCACCCACCACAGGAGGAUCAGAAGGGAUGGGAGCAGCACCCUGCCCACCAACCUCUACAGGCUGGGCAUCUGGCUUGUCUCCAAGUGGCUCCCGACGCCCUCCACGGUCCCCAGAACGGACACUAUCACCCUCCAGUGGAUACUCAAGCCAAAGUGGUACCCCGACCCUCCCUCCCAAGGGUCUCGCAGGUGCUCCUCCUUCCCCUGGCAAGGCCCAACCCCCUAAACCAGAGCGGGUUACAUCCCUUCGAUCUCCUGGAGCCUCUGUCUCCUCUUCCCUCACGUCUCUGUGUUCUUCUUCCUCUGACCCUACCCCUUCAGACCGCUCUGGCCCACACAUGUCAACCCCUUUGGUUGACAGGUUUGUCAUACCUCCUCAUCCUAAGGUGCCUGCCCCCUUCUCCCCACCUCCCUCAAAGCCCAAGAGCCCUAACCAAGCUGCCCCUGCUCUGGUUCCUGGGAUCAUCUCUACCACUGAUACCAGCCCUGAAGCCCCUCCCACUCCUCAGACAUCCCUGACCCCACCCCAGGAGUCUCCUGUUGUCUCCAAAGACCAGUCACCCCCACCUUCCCCACCUCCGUCUUAUCAUCCACCCCCACCACCUAGCAAGAAAUCAGAGGUAGUUGAGGCCCCAUCUGUCCCAGAUACUGCAGAGGAGCCCCUUCCAGAUCCCAGCUGGCCCCCGCCCCCACCCCCUGCCCCUGAGGAGCAGGACCUGUCCAUGGCCGACUUUCCCCCACCUGAGGAGGCCUUUUUUAUGGCUAGCCUUGAUCCUUCAGAGCCCAGUAAUGCCCUGGCUGCUGCUCAGAGCCAGCCCCAGGGUACCCCAGCCCUUCCUCCAGAUCCACCAGCCCCUCCUCCAGCCAUUUCUAGCCCUGAGCUUCUGGCCAAGCUUUCUUCCAAGGAGCCUGUGGGCUGCGGCAAGAGUAGUGGAGCUCCCAGAGAGGAUGCUGGUGUGCCCUUGGUCACACCCUCGCUCCUGCAGAUGGUGCGGCUACGUUCUGUGGGUGCUCCCACCGGGGUUCCAACCCCAGCACCAGGGCCAUCAGUCCCCCAGAAGCCGCUGCGAAGGGCCCUGUCAGGGCGGGCAAGCCCUGUGCCUGCCCCCUUAUCUGGGCUCCAUGCUGCUGUCCGGCUCAAGGCCUCCGGCCUGGCUGCCGGUGAGAGCCUUGGGAGCGCCCAGCCCAAUGGACCCCCUGAAGCAGAGCCAAGGUCUCCCCAGUCCACUGCCUCCACAGCCAGCUUUAUCUUCUCCAAGGGCACCAAGAAACUGCAGCUCGAGCGGCCUGUAUCCCCUGAAGCCCAGGCUGACCUGCAGCGGAGUCUGGUGGCUGAACUUCGGAGCAUCUCAGAGCAGCGGCCACCCCAGACCCAGAAGCCUAAGGCUCCCCCACCUGUGGCUCGCAAGCCGUCUGGAGGAGUCCCCCCACCCUCUCCCAGUUUUCCUCGGGCUGAGUCUCUUCCUGCUCCUUCCACCAAUGGGCUCCCACAUACUGAGGACAGGACUAAGGGGGAGCUGGCGAAGAAUGGAGGUGUGCAGCUGGCUGGCACAGAGAAGAUGGGUACCCCCAGCUCAGACCCACAGAGAGAGCUGGUGUGACCACCACUCACUGGCACUGCUGACCCAUCCAGGAAUACAAUCUCUCAGGGACCUGAGCAGCUCCAAGGACGAAAGGAAACAGCAGACACAACCUAUGAGAGGAUGCCUGCAGCCUUAACCUCCACAACCUUUGACGUUUAUGCAAGCCUGGUGUUGCCCGUCCUCCAAGUCACCCAGCUCUCAUGCCUUUUCCUAAGAGGAUUUGCCUCCAGUAGCUGCUGUCUCAGCCUUGGCCUUAGCCUCAUCUUGAAGGAGGUAGCUGGUGGGAGUGGGUGGCUGUGCCCCUGCUGGCUGAGGCCACAGAGGUGGCAGCAGAACACUUGAGUUUAUUUUGUUUCAUUUCCAAAUCAUGCACAUAACUGUAGUCCAGAAUCUAAGCACUUUUACAAAGUGGUCACAUAUUCAUUCUCCAGGGCUCCUGAAACCACAUUCCAAGGGCCUGUUUACAUGGUGGCUGCAUCAGUCCUUGCCUCCCCCAAUCCAGUUUGCUCCUUUUCUUAGUUCUUGGAGAUGGGCAAGUCACUCCCACAGGCUUCCCCAGGCUGGGGGCAGGAGUGGGGCUGUGGAAUUCCAAAGCACAAAAGGUACAGUGGAGGCUAGCUUUCCUGUGCCUCAACUUACCAUCGACCACCCUCCUGCCUUCCAGUUCUGCCAGGUGCUCCGUGUGGGGGACAAGAAGUGGGAGACUGCCAGGACCCAAGUAGGUGGGAGGAAGAACAACCAGAGGGGAGGUCCUAGGCACGCCUAGUCCUCAGAAAAAAAACAAAAAAAACCCCCUCAGACCAGAGUGGGGAACUUCUCAGGGGGCCCUUGGCAUGCUGAGCAUCUGCCCCUUCUUUGGAUUGGCUUGGGGUAGAUGGGCACAACUUCAGAGGCAGGAGCCCAAGGUCUGUGCCCCUUUCAGCUUGGCAGGGAGCAAUGAGGGAGUGGGAGGAGGGUGAGUCUGGCAUUGAAUCCAGAUCUGGUCCUUAGGCUUCUUUCUCUGUCCUUUCUCUUUAUUCUUUGGUGCAAGUCCUUUGUGCAGCUGCCUUUGAUGUGGGUGGUUCCACUGGGGGGAGCUGACAUAGAGUGGCAAGAAUGGGAAGCCAAAGGUGCACUUUACUUCAGACUCUUCCCUAGUCAAUGAGGGAACAUCCACUGCUCCUGGGGAGCAGGCUGGAUGGUUGUCUUCAAUGUCAGUCUCUGCUACUGGCCUCUUCAGGAAUUUCGGUGACCUUUCUGUUUUCAGCCUGUACCACCUAUCUAGGUAAAGUGGCUUCCUUAUCUAUUGUGGCUGCACAGGGCUGGCCCCAGAACUCCCUCCACAGCAGUAUGGCAGCCACCCAGGGCCACUUCUUGAUUUUCUUUCAACAGUGACUUUUUUUGAGUCUAGCAAGGAACCUUGCUUUUAGCUUCUCCACUACCAAGAAUAAUGACAUGCUACUCCCUGCCACUAACAACCUGGUAAGAGCUUGGGACAUAGGGUGCUGGGUGUAGUGGUGUAGGCCUGUAACCUCAGUACUUGGGAGGCUGAGGCAGGAGGAUCUUGAGUUCUAGGCCAGCCUGCACUACAUAAUGAGAUCCUGUCUCAAGCAAAACAAAAAAUAGAGCUGGGGACCUAACUGGUAUGUGUGAAAACCAAGUCUCCCCUGAUCCUCACUGGGGCUUCUUCAUCUAAUCACUAUCUUUUCCCUGUGGCUACAAGCCAACAUCCUUCCCUUGGCCCACGGGUGGAGGGGAGUGAGCUGCUGUGGAGAGAACUGGGGAAGGAAGACAAUCGAUAGGCUUUGUCCUGACCCAGGCCCUGUGGUAACCUCAAAGCUCCUGUGGCAGAAGGCAGCCUGACUUCUGUCCGUCCCUCCUGCCCCUCUGAUUUUAGUUAUCCUCAGUUAGGAUGUUCUGUGCUUGUUUCCCCAUCAGGUUGGCCAGUGUACAAAGGAGAAGGGUGAAUCUGGAAGAGGCAACCCCUCUUUGUCCUCUGGGCUAAAUGAGCUUGACUUUGUGCAAAUGGAGAGACCAAAAGCCUCUGAUUUUUAAUUUACGUACAAAUGUUAAAAGAUAGAAAUAUAUAUAUAUAACACAUAUAUAUAUAUAUAUAAAUUUCUGAGUCUUUGGUAUGUCUAUACAAUCCAUUCCCUCUGCCCUGAAGCUUGAGUGAGACACAUGAAAAAAACUGUGUUUCAUUUAAAGGUAUUAAUUAAUAAAUGAUUGAAACUUAGCUGUGACUGCUGUUUCCUCCUGUCCCUCACCAUGUUAAAUGGGUCAUAUGUGGACAACGAGUAGUAAGUUAGUAAUAGUGGGAUAUGUAGUAGUAAGAUUUGAGGAGAGCACACGUCAUACAAUAAUGUGAAAACAAUCACCAAGCUAAAGAAACACAAAAGGACCUGGCUGCUGCUUCAUGGGGAACGGCCUGGGCAGUGAUCUACAUUUAGAAGGACCUAAAGCUGGGCCUCUUCUCUUUACUUAGUACUGCCAAAGGGAAAGCCAGCUUUUCCCCCAUUCAUCCCAUUACAGGGCC
Castor canadensis (American beaver) is the source of this 5791-nucleotide messenger RNA. It is a transcript of the gene Nhsl3, whose product is annotated as NHS like 3. Lineage: Eukaryota; Metazoa; Chordata; Mammalia; Rodentia; Castoridae. Gene Ontology annotation, biological process: cell differentiation. The record is from RefSeq and is a predicted model, not a curated record.